AUGAAAGGUUUGGACAUUGAACCUGAGAGAGUUCUAACUCUUUUUGCAACCAUUGAUAUGUCAAGCAACAAAUUCCAUGGAGGAAUUCCAGAAAUAGUUGGAAACCUCAUUUCUUUGCAAUUGCUCAAUUUUUCCCAUAACAGCCUAACAGGUCAUAUUCCUUCCUCACUGGGAAAUCUAACAGCACUUGAGUCACUGGAUCUCUCUACCAACAAGCUUGUUGGGGAGAUUCCUAUGCAGUUGAUUGGUUUGAAAUUUCUUGAAGUAUUAAACCUGUCACAGAACCAGCUUGUUGGACUCAUACCUCAGGGAAAUCAAUUAAAUACCUUUCUGAAUGAUUCCUAUGAUGGCAACUUGGGAUUGUUCGGAUUUCCAGUGUCAAAGAGUUGUGGCAAGGGUGAGGAACAAGAACCACCGGAAUCUGCUUUUCAUAAGGAAUUUAUUCUUGUCCAUUGGAUUGGAAAUUUGUAA
Theobroma cacao (cacao) is the source of this 471-nucleotide messenger RNA. The record is from RefSeq and is a predicted model, not a curated record. NCBI's taxonomy places the organism in Eukaryota, Viridiplantae, Streptophyta, Magnoliopsida, Malvales, Malvaceae.